AUCUAUCGAGAGAGUGGAAGGGUGGAAGUCCUGAUUUAGUCCGAGCGGUCAGUACCGGUAAUUAUGUAUCAAAGGUGACCAUCCGGAGACAAGACAUCGAAAGAACAGCCAGAGGAGCCGUACCGAUGUCGACAACGCGCCAGAAAGUUAAGUCACGGUUCUGCCUAUUCCGCUUGUCUAUUUCCCUUCUUGAACGCUUUAAGUGCUACCGCCGUUUCUAUUUCAGAAAGUGACAUCGCGUUAAAGGAGCAUCUACGAUCGAGCCAGCGGACUGCAAGCCGCGGAACUACAACCACGAUCAAGAUUCGUUGAAGCCUGGUCAGUCCGACGACCUUCUGCGCGGAUGCCACUCGAGAUCGGAUACUUAUCACCAGAAUAAUUUUGACAAACUUCUUUUUGCAAGCCUACCCGCUGUGAGACGGGCGAAGCUGCUACCGGCAACGGCGCGGAGUCUCGCGGAAAGAUAAAUUACUGCAAAUAGCGACGAGAAAGAAAGAUGCACCUAACCGAAUACCGAGCUUAUCACCGGAGAAAGUCGGCGAAAAAAGACGCGGCUGACAUCACGCGCCCAAACCGAUAUCACGAGGGCGCGCGGAUAUUCGGCGGAAGAUAACCCGGCGAGCGGAUCGGCUCAUCACUGUUGUGUGUGCUAUCUCAGAGGAAGGUCCAAACCGGGAGCCGACGAUUGCCGCCUACUGAUCUCUAUAAACCGCUGCUCCAGUAACCUUAGUAUCAAGCAUUCGGCUGUACGUAACGAAAUCUGCUACAUUGUAAUUAAAUGGACAUUGGGCGCCGACGGAAGCCAGGUGUGGUAUCAAGGAUCUAACCGGGCCUCUGUAUAUGCAAUGACCAUCGGCCAUCACGUACAGGGAAUCAAACUUCUCCAGAAGUAAGGCGCUCGGCUGAUGAAUCGUACAGAUUACCGUACGCCUUUCUAAUUCCGCCAAUCGUUUCAUGAGAGCGACGCAUUGGCUGGACGAGAAGGAAUCCAGACCUGAAAGAUUGAAUUAAUAAGAUAUGUAAGAGUCAACGUGAAGCACGUGAGUCAACACGAUAGAUAUUUCAUCUGUGAUCGGCAAGUACGGGAAAAUUAAAAGGAAGUGCCGUGAACAGAUAACGCGAGUGCUCAAACAGGACCGAAUGACACUCGAAGCUUGGUGACAUUGUUUCAUCUUCAUUUUUAUUGUAUUACGUACGAAAGCAAAGGCUUGCGCUUCGAAUCAUCGUUUUAUCUCCAUCCCGCCGCGAUGACCACUCUGACGCAUUGUUCGCUGUCACGAUCGUCUGUGAGCUGUCAGUUCGAUCAUGGCAGCCAGGACAACAUGCGAGACACGGCUAUCAUAGACAACAAUAAUGUCUUACAACGGGAGAAGCACUCCUUCCCAAAGAGACCUGAGCUGGACCUGUCGUUCCGCGACAUACACUACCGCGUCAGGGAAUGGAAUAUACGCAAUUUCUCAAUCAGCGAGAAGGAAAUUCUGCACGGCGUUAAAGGCGAAUUUAAAUCCGGCGAAUUAGUUGCCAUAAUGGGGCCGUCCGGGGCUGGAAAAUCGACAUUGCUGAAUGCUCUUGCCGGUUUCACGGUAAAGGGUGUGAGCGGAGAAGUUCGGAUCAACGGUAAAUUUCGUGAACUACAGAGCAAACUAUGGAAGAGGAUGUCGUGUUACAUACAGCAGGACACCAUUCUCACACCAUACGUCACCGUCGGAGAAACCAUGACUUUAGCCGCUCAUUUGAAACUUGGCUGCACAAUCAGCUCCGCUUAUAAGCACACUCAGGUUUCAGAGUUGUUGGAAAUGCUAGGGCUGAGCCAUUGCUACGACACUUUAUGCGGAAAAUUAUCGGGAGGACAGAAAAAGAAGCUUGAUAUCGCUUUAGAACUCCUAACUAAUCCUUCAAUAUUAUUCCUCGAUGAACCAACAACUGGUCUGGAUUCCUUCUCGUCCAGCCAAUGCGUCGCUCUCUUGAAACGAUUGGCGGAAUUAGAAAGGCGUACGGUAAUCUGUACGAUUCAUCAGCCGAGCGCCUUACUUCUGGAGAAGUUUGAUUCCCUGUACGUGCUGGCCGAUGGUCAUUGCAUAUACAGAGGCCCGGUUAGAUCCUUGAUACCACACCUGGCUUCCGUCGGCGCCCAAUGUCCAUUUAAUUACAAUGUAGCAGAUUUCGUCAUCGAGGUGGCGAUCGGCGAAUACGGAGUUGAGCUCGAUAAGCUGGUGGCGGCGGCGGAAACGAUACCGAACGAUGAAAAGCAGGUCGCCCUUACCGCGAGGCAGCCUGAAAAAACAGAUAAAAUCAAGGAACCACCACCGCCUGCCGGUUUCUUGACGCAAUGCUACUUUUUGUGCAAGAGGCAACUUCUAAGCUUGAAAAGACACUAUUCUUUACUACUGGCACGACUGCUCUAUCAUCUGUUAAUUGGCGUAAUUUUCGGAUAUCUGUACAUGGAAAGCGGCUAUCAAGCUAAUGUCUUGGCAAACUGUGUUUAUUUAUAUGGAUCAUUGCUGUUCCUCGUCUGCACUGGAAAAAUGGCUGUUAUUUCGGUCUUUCCAUUGGAGAUGCGGAUUCUCAUGAGAGAGCAUUUCAAUCACUGGUACCGAUUAACGCCGUAUUACAUCAGCAUAUUGCUAGUCGAGAUACCCUUCCAGGCAGCAUGUGCGGCGCCAUAUCUGGUGGUGAGCUACUGGUUGACCGGACAGCUCGCAGAAACGAAUCGUAUAAUAUUGUUUAUGGUAGUCAACAUAGCUACCAGUCUGACGGCGCAAGCAUGGGGUUUCUUCAUCAGUGCUAUUACGCCGAUUAAGAUUGCAGUCUUUAUUGGACCGAUAACCGCAGUACUAUUCUCCUCAUUCGGCUUCUGCAUACGUUACAUUGAUACGCCGCACCUGUUACGUUGGAUGUUCCACAUAUCGUACUUCCGUGCGGGUUUCCACAGUAUAAUAUAUACUGUAUACGGAUACGAUAGAAAAGACUUAAAAUGCGAUAAAUUGUACUGUCACUUUAAGAGACCCAUCAUAUUUCUCAGAGAGAUGGAUAUUGUCAACGUAAACGUUGUCAAUAAUUUGGCACUCAUUCUCGGCAUCUUUGUGCUAAUGCAUUUUCUAACGAUUAGCGCACUUUGGUGCAAGCUGAACAGAAGAUGAGUUAAAUACAAAAAAGAUAAAAAAAAGCGCCAAGUGUGUGUGUGUGUGUGUGUGUGUGUUUGUGUGUGU
This is a messenger RNA of Solenopsis invicta (red fire ant), 3209 nucleotides long. Its product is annotated as ATP-binding cassette sub-family G member 1-like. NCBI's taxonomy places the organism in Eukaryota, Metazoa, Arthropoda, Insecta, Hymenoptera, Formicidae. Gene Ontology annotation, molecular function: ATP hydrolysis activity; ATP binding; ABC-type transporter activity. Bases 1248 to 3140 code for a protein of 630 amino acids. The record is from RefSeq and is a predicted model, not a curated record. The transcript is spliced from 11 exons. Gene Ontology annotation, cellular component: plasma membrane.